UCUUCGGCCUCGGGAUGCGGCUGAGCACCUGCACCCCGGGCCGCGUGCAAGCCUGGCCACGGAAUACAGAGGCACCGGGACGCCUUUGUUGAUGCUUCUCCUAGCGCCCUCGCUCAUUCUGCUAUUCCCGUCCCCGCUCGUGGGCAUCCGACCCAUUUUAAGGCGCUGCCCCUAAUGCCGCCUUCGUCAAACGCCACUGACCAACCUCUAGCUCACGCCAAUGACCCUCGCUCUAGGCCUGCCAGUGCAGUUGCUUGCACGUGUCUCAAAACCAUCGUGAAUUUUGUGCAUUUUGACAUUCGAAUACAAAGUGAAUGUGUUAUUCAGGUAAUGGCAGCGACCACCUGGAAAGAAGACGAUCUGCUCCUGAGCCUUCGGGCGGGCGGUGGUUAUCCUGGGCAUGCGCAGAGAGCGUCCUUAGCCCUCGACUACGUUUCCCAGAAGGCGCAGGGGUCUGGUCCCGGAAGCUGUCUCCUUAAAAAGCCAUCAGUGACCUUCAGAGAUGUUGCUGUGGACUUCACCAGGGCUGAAUGGGAGCGUCUGGAUUCUACUCAGAGAGAUCUCUACAGAGAUGUGAUGCUUGAGAACUAUAAGAACCUCAUCUCCCUGGGGUUUCCAAUUUCCAAACCAAAAGUGAUCUCCAAGUUAGAAAGAGGAGGUGCACAAUGGAUGCUUGGGAGAAAAGUUCCCAGAAGGCCCUUUCCAGGUCGCCUUUGUCAGAAAAAUAGGGGUAAAAGCAAGGAUUCCACUCCAAAGCACUGUAAUUAUAUGUCAUUAAAGAAAAGACUUAUAGUGAAUAAUAAGGAAUGUGUUGAAGCCUUAAGACAGAAUGGAUACCUUAGUGGACAUCAGAAGAUUCAUACUGGAAAGAAACUCUAUAAAUGUAAUGAAUGUGAAAAAGCCUUCAACUCCAACUCAAGCCUUACUGUACAUCAACGAAUUCAUACUGGGUUAAAACCAUAUAUAUGUACGGAAUGUGGAAAAGCUUUCAGCCAAAAAGGAAACCUUACUAAACAUAAAAGAAAUCAUACUGGGGAGAAAUCCUAUAAAUGUAAUGAAUGUGGAAAAGCUUUCAGAGACAGAGGAUACCUUACUAUUCAUCAGAAAAUUCAUACUGGGGAGAAAUCAUAUAAAUGUAAUGUAUGUGGGAAAGCCUUCAGCCAGAAGGGACACCUUACUGUACAUCAGACGAUGCAUACUGGAGAGAAAUCCUUCAAAUGUGAUGAAUGUGGGAAAGCCUUCAGCCAGAGGGGAAGCUUUAAUAUACAUCAGAAAAUUCAUACUGGAGAGAAAUCCUUCAAAUGUAAUGAAUGUGGGAAAGGUUUCAUUGACAGAGGAAACCUUAAUAAACAUUAUAAAAUUCAUACUGGAGAGAAAUCCUAUAAAUGUAACGAAUGUGGGAAAGCCUUCAGCCAGAGGGGAAGCCUUAAUAAACAUCAUAAAAUUCAUACUGGAGAGAAAUCCUAUAAAUGUAAUGAAUGUGGAAAAGCUUUCAGCCAGAGAAGUUACCUUACAAUACAUCAGAAAAUUCAUAGUGGAGAGAAAUCCUAUAAAUGUAAUGAAUGUGGAAGAGCUUUCAGGCAGAAGGGACACCUUACUGUACAUCAGAGAAUUCAUACUGGAGAAAAACCCUAUAAAUGUAAUGAAUGUGGUAGAGCCUUCAGAAAGACUGGACACCUUGCUGUACAUCAGAGAAUUCAUAUUGGAGAAAAUCCUUUUAGUACAAUGAAUGUCAAAAGACUUCAGCCACAAGAUAUUCUUUAUUUAUCUUGACAGUUCAUGCAAACACUUUCAAAGUAAUGAGCGUGGGAGAGUUUUCACUGACAGUGAAAAAAAUUACUGAAUGCUUAAUCAUAGAAUUAGAGGUUUUGGAGUUGGAAGUGACUUUUGAAAUGUAUUCUAGUAACUUGAUUCUGACACCUGAUGGGGUAAAUGGGCUGGAAGCAAACUGAGCUCCUCCAUGUUACUCAGGUAGUAAGUAGCAGAGACAGGAUUGAAACUGAGAUCUGAGCCAAAUCUAGUUUUCUUUCCAUUGCACCAUGCUGACCUCAGGAUUCAUAUUGGAGAGAAAACCUUUGAAUGCAGAGUACGGGCUUGUCUUCAGCAGCAAUUCAUGCGUAGUCCACAAAGCAUUUCAGAAUUGGAAAUGGCCUCAGUAGCUGUUUAAUAUAACCCAUACUUUAAAAAGAAUCUGACACACACACCCAUGAACUAAUCAUUCAGCUUUUACUUGAAGAUGUUUCAUAAAGGGUAAACCACUCAUUCUCAGGCAGCCCAUUCCUCUUUGGAGUAGUUCAGGGGGGAGAGUACAGAGGCAUCAAAAUGAGAUACUCUGGAAAACAAAAGGCAACGGUUAUAUAUGUAACAUAUGUAAAAUAUUGUUCAUGUGUUUUUUUAAAGCACGGUACUUAGAACUAACACAAUAUUCUAGGUGUAGUCUCAGCACUCCAGAAUUCAGUGGAACUAUCCUUUUUCAUGGAAGCUAUCUGUCUUAUUGCGGCAUACAAUAGCAUUAGAUGUUUUGGUUGUCAUAGCAAAUUGUUGGCCCAUUGGACUUGCAGACCAUUAAAAUCCACAGAUUUCUUAUUUUCUCCAAUACAAAUCCAAUAAUAAACCUGAUCUUAAAUAUA
Molecule: messenger RNA, 2630 nt
Organism: Phascolarctos cinereus (koala)
Lineage: Eukaryota; Metazoa; Chordata; Mammalia; Diprotodontia; Phascolarctidae
Source: RefSeq, a predicted model, not a curated record